Molecule: messenger RNA, 3793 nt
Organism: Micropterus salmoides (largemouth bass)
Lineage: Eukaryota; Metazoa; Chordata; Actinopteri; Centrarchiformes; Centrarchidae
Product: max dimerization protein 1-like
Biological process (GO): negative regulation of transcription by RNA polymerase II
Molecular function (GO): protein dimerization activity; DNA-binding transcription factor activity, RNA polymerase II-specific; RNA polymerase II cis-regulatory region sequence-specific DNA binding
Source: RefSeq, a predicted model, not a curated record
GUCCACGCACAAUGAAAUGGAAAAAAACAGACGGGCACAUCUACGGCUGUGUUUAGAGCGCUUGAAAUCCCUCGUUCCCUUAGGACCAGAUGCUAACAGGCACACCACCCUCAGCCUGCUGAUGAAGGCCAAAGAUCAUAUCAAGAGGUUGGAGGAGAGCGAUAGGAGAGCUCAGCACACCGUGGAGCAGCUACAGCGGGAGCAGAGACACCUGAGGAGGCGUCUGGAGCAGCGGGUGGAGAGAACCCGCACGGACAGUACCGGCUCCACUCGGUCUUCUGACAAGUCCGACUCUGACCAAGAAGACCUGGAUGUGGACGUGGAGGGGACGGACUACCUGCUGGGUGACCUGGAGUGGAGCACCAGCAGUGUGAGCGACUCAGGGGAUGAGAGGGGCAGCCUGCGCAGCAGCUGUAGCGACGAGGGCUACUCCAGCGCCAGCCUGCUGCGCCUGCAGGACACUCAGGAGACGGCCAAGCAGCUGGGCUGCAGCCUAUAGACAGCACUGGUUACUGACCCAACUCCCGCCUCCCGGCCUCAGCCAAUCCCAUCACAAGAUUGUCUCGCCACUUCCUGGUCCCGCUCAGACCUCAUCCCCUUCCCUCCCUCCAUCCCAACCAGGACUAAUCGAGUCUGAGGCCUCUCCUCCAGCCGGGCUUCUGCGGACUUCCUGUCCCCACGGAGAUUUCCAUUAAAGACUGUAACACCUCUGAGACAGCCGCCCACAUCCAGCACAUCAUCAGCGGUCAGUCUUUAGGGUGUCACUUGCUCUGCACCAGUCAGACAAGGAUUCUAAAGACACUCCACCCCUCCGUCCGUCAGAAACACAACUUUCAGCCAGAGAAUGUUACCACACAAUAUCCCACUGCCUCUUUUUCUAUGCCUCAAGAGCCAUGGGAAGCACUUGAUUUCACCCUUACUUCACACAAACUUAAACACACAUACACAUACCCCUCCAUCGCUCCUAGUUGUCCAAUGAGACAGAGUCCUCCCAAAAGGUGUGACGCUGACAUGAUGUCAGGCUUUCUUUCUGGCCUGCUCACCAGUCAGCCACGGUGUUUUGCACUUUCCGGUCUCUUACAAAACUUAAAGGCUCCCACUACAGCUGUUGCAGUAAUGUUGCCAGAUGAAGUGGGAAAACUACGCCACAGCUGUGCUGCAGAGCACAGCAGAGUUUGUGGAAACUAAACUAGACUGUGUGUGUUGUUUAACCGUCAGGGUCCGACAGCAAUACGCCCCUUAUUACCAAGGCUUUGGCAGGCAGGCUCAUAACUACCCUGUAAUUUUCUGUCCACACCUGCCAUUCAGAGGAAAAAGUAAAAACAAAAUCAAAAACAACAACAAAAAAUUAGUUCAGCAUGAGAUUGUGAAGGGGCCGGGGUAUGUGGGAGGGUUUUGGGGUGGGUUUGAUGUUUUUUGCCUCUCUCUGAUGACUGUGGCGUUUUUAAAGCAUCCAUUUAUCAUAAUGUAUGUAUGUCACGUCUGAGCCUGGCGACGACAGGGGUCACUAGCAGGUUUGGAAACUUUAAACACCAGCCACCAGGCCGAAUGCUGGUAUAUUUCGGCAGGUGCUGGUAAAUUUUGUACACUACUUCUUCACUGCCCCCUUCACCAGGUAUUAAUAGGAAGGAAAGAGCAUAUCCCCUGAGAGCAGUCGAGAGACUGGAGCACAUUCCAUUAUGUAGAGAGGACAGGCAGGUGAGAUUGAGAGCAUUAUUUUUUUGCGAGUGGAUGUUCCUGCCAAUUAUUUAUGAAGGGAGAGUUCAGUUUGAGACGAGCCGAGUCGAGAUACAGAAGGACUGGCUUUAACUUUUCAGUGGGAACACACUGAGAAAGGCCCAACUCUUUCUCUGUGUUCACAAAUGAAAAGCACCAAAAUGUUAAAACAACAGAUUUUCUCUCCUUUGCCUUGCCUUCAUAGCUAUUUAUUGUUUCUGCAAAAAAUGUACACCUUUAAAUGUAAAUAGUUUACAGAAAGAUCUCUAUGUCUAUCAGCAAAUGUAUUUAUUACAUAUACUAAAUAUCUAGAUGAAUAUAUAAAUAUAUUUAAUUAGUCAUAGCCUAUGUUCCUGUGAGGUUUAUUGAGAGUUUCCAACGUGUAGUUUGUUUGCACAGCCUAGUCAGUCCAUAGAAUAUUUAGAAAUGUUUCUUGUGCCUCGAGGCUUUUGUGUCUGUUCGACACGGUGCUCCUAGAAAAUAAAAUGUUUUCUUUGUGGUUGAUGAUCUUUUUUUCUUCUGUUUUCAAAGCCAUGUUGCCCUUUAACGGGGGGAAUAAAAGGACAAAAAAAUCGGAAUAAUUGAUAAAAAAUGUGAAUAAAAAAAGUAUAAAAGAGAGGAGUCGGUGGCCAGGUUGAGUGGCGGUGAUGAUUCCUCUGGCAAAAGGUGUGUUUCCUGUUCGCCCAUCUCGGUGCCUGGGAAACCUUAAAAAACAAAAUGGCUGCUCACACCAGGUGAGAUUUUUAGCCCUUUUUGUUUUUGGUUCCAAAUCAUCACGGGCAGGGAGAGGAUUGCAGCUCUUUGAAUGUAGAUGUCCUCCACCCUGCAGUGUGGCAGCACAGUGCCAAAGGAAACCUCCCCGCUCCUGCAGCCACCACUUGCAAAUCUCAGUUAAAGCAUGAAGAUGAAUCAGAAAAAUAGAUAUAGGGUUGUUUAGUUUUGAGUGUGGAAUGCUGCUUUUAUUGUCAAAUUGAAACCUUUUUCAAACGGAGAGGAACUGUUUAGCCACGCUACUAGGGGGACUAACGGGGAAAUGUGUGGAAUAUUAGGUGUGAGUGGGCAGGUGUGUUCACUGAAAUGUCUGUCGGUGAAUGCCUGUGCAAACUGUGUUUAUUUCGUCACCGUCUUCAGAGAGAAUUUUUGGGGGUUGUAGAGGGUGGGUGGUUUAAAAAAAAUUGUAAGGCUAUGUUUCUGUUCAUUUGUUUACUAGUAAAAUGCAAAAAGUCCUCGACAAAGACUUUAUGUAUUACCCAAAGCAUUGAUGUCUGUCUAUGGGAGUCUCCUGUUUCCUCCUUAUUCCCAUCCAUGGCCUGUCGUCUUAUCUUUCGCCAAUCGACGUGUGCGUGCGUGACUCUCUCCUCCACAUGCUGCGUUGGCAUCCAUGGUGCAGGAGAGGCAGGGGCGUGUGGUGGGGGUAGUGUAUGUGUCAGUGAUCACAUGCAACUAUUGCUCCUCACUUCCCCAAUAAAAAAAAAACAAAAAAACAAAGACCCUGGUGCGCUCAGCAUCUGCCUUAAGAAGCAGGUGUGGAAUCCCUCAAAGAACAAGACUACAGUCAGACCAGUUGUUUAAGCUACAGGUUUCAGCAUCAGGGGAAACUCAAUGUUCAUUUGUAUAUUUGUUUUGUUUUUGUUGCACCUUUUUAUCCCUGCAUACAAAGUGGCUAAAAAUGCCUUAAAACAGACACAAAUGUAUGACCCAACAGAAUAUGACAUUUAUGAGUGUAUAUGAUAUAUCGACAUGUAUCACAAAGGCCAUUCCUUUUCAAUGUGACUGUCUCAGGCGUGGUGCUUUCAUCCAUUACACCGCACAGACACACCCCAUCAUAAUUUCAUGAGCAUCGUCGUCGCCUGCCACCUUUCUUCUUCAGAAAUGUCUGUUUGUUGAACAACAACUUAAAGGAGGGCAUUUUGUGCACUUAAUUUUUAAGAAUUGGAGAAUUUGGACAAAGUCUAAAAAAAAAAUAUUUCAAAUGUAGAAGGGGCAAAAAUUUUAAGAGAGAAUUGUGGAGCAGCAAUUUAUAUUUGCCAUUGAUAUUAAAGGAAUAAAACAUUUGAAACCCUUGUUUACCUACCUA